This is a messenger RNA of [Torrubiella] hemipterigena, 1667 nucleotides long. The record is from the annotation of a GenBank genome assembly. Lineage: Eukaryota; Fungi; Ascomycota; Sordariomycetes; Hypocreales; Clavicipitaceae.
AUACCAACCGCCAUCCAGAGACCACGGACACCACCUUUCGUUCGACGACCAGUACAUCGAUAGGCGAAUUCGUAAAUCGACAACACAACCGCAACCAUGGCUGACGAAUACAACGCCGAGGAGGCUGCCGAGAUUAAGAAGAGAAGAACCUUCCGCAAGUUCUCCUACAGAGGAAUCGACCUCGAUAACCUUUUGGACCUCAGCUCCGACCAGCUCCGCGAUGUCGUCCACGCCCGUGCCCGCCGCAGGAUCAACCGCGGUCUUAAGCGCCGCCCCAUGGGUCUGAUCAAGAAGCUCCGCAAGGCCAAGCAGGAGGCUCAGCCCAACGAGAAGCCCGACACUGUCAAGACUCACCUCCGUGACAUGAUUGUUGUCCCCGAGAUGAUUGGUAGCGUUAUUGGUAUCUACUCCGGCAAGGAGUUCAACCAGGUUGAGAUCAAGCCUGAGAUGGUUGGUCACUACCUUGCUGAGUUCUCUAUCUCAUACAAGCCUGUCAAGCACGGUAGACCCGGUAUCGGUGCCACCAACUCUUCUCGUUUCAUUCCCCUGAAGUAAGGAGGUUGUGGUCACUUGGGUGGUUUCUGCAUUCACGGACUGUUAUGGGCGAAAAGGACUGGUUUCGACGGAAAAGGCAAGAAAAGCCUCUGUCGAUUGUUGUUGAUGACUAUGGCGUACAUGGUAGUUCAAUAAAAUGCUAACAAUGUUCGCUUUUCUAAACGAACGCAUUAUUUAUUUAAGUGAAGUAGUGUACAAAGUAUUACGCUUCCAAGCCACCAACUCGGGUCGCUAGAACUCAUUAAAGAAUAACAUUAAAAAGAAGGGUCUUCCUCUCGUACAUUCAUUCAUAAUGAUGAAAAAAAGUCGCAUCGUCAAGGGUCGCUACGCAGCGGUAUUGACCAGCGUCGUUACAGAUAGGUUGUUGCUCUCGGCAAAUGAGUAGCGGUGUCUGAGUUGAGCGGAUGAAUCUGUCCCUUGACCAUAUAUCUUGCGUCUGCUGGAGUUGGUGAAUGCCGUGAGGCGAUCAACUGCAUUAUCGGCGGGGCACAGAGCACAACCAAACCCCAGCUUUGGUCUGUUGUAGUGGACAAAGAUCUCAUCACCAGCUCUGACAUCUUUGAUAAGCUUGACAGUCAUAUGAUUUCCUUCAAUACCGUCAGUCCAGUGCUGAGCAUUUGCACACGAGCGGCACGCAUGGUUAAUAUGUGAAGUCAGGGAGAAGACAUGUGCUCUUCCACGGUUAGGGUCCGAGAAGCCGUAGUCUCCAAUGAAUGACUCCAGACACUUGAUCUGUUUCUUAUCCAACGCAACUCUCCUACCGACAGGGACGCCCUUCAGUUUUCUGAAUCUAGAGACAAGCUCUUGCUGUUUAGAGACAGGCAACUUCUGCCACUCUGCUGCCACGGUCUUGUGUUGCUUGAAAUGCACACAAGAGAUGGCAGGCUUCUCAAUAAUGAUUCGAUGCCCUUUGGAUAGGUUAUGAGAGGCAAACACUCCCAAACCACGAUUUGUGCCGGUAUCACCAAUGUACACAACGUCGAAGUUUCUCAGUCUCAUCCCAGCAGUGUGUAGAGACUUGUCCUCUGUAAGGUAGGAAUUCUGUGACGUAGAGAUGUUGGAAAUGGAGGUCCACCCACUAAUAGAGCCUUUCUCUCUUGGGUACUUGGCAA